AUGGCAGCACAACCAAACCAGACUCCUGCUGCCAGGCGCUCGCGCCCCCCGGUGUCUGUGAGGAGGGACGGCCCGGCGCUCUUCAUCAUCUACCUGCUGCUGGCCGUGGCUCUGCUGGGGGUCUUCAUCGAGGCUGGCUUCAUCUGGCAUCUGUACAGCAGGUCCACGCCAACAUCAGAUGUCCAGAUACUAGAAUAUAGUAAAGGAGAGAAGUCCUCGUUUCCCAGAAGCUCUCAUGAUUUUAAUGAGGUCUCGCCUGCAAAGCCUCCCAAAGCUGAGAGCAAACCUGCAGCAUUUCUGCAAAUCGCCUCGCCCGUGUCCGGUGGGAACGGCGUCCUGCACUGGAGGGCCGACAGCUUCCCCGUCUUCAUGAGGGGUCUGCAGUACAAGAACAACAGCCUGUACGUCCAGCAGGACGGCUACUAUUACAUCUUCUCCAAGAUCUCUCACAUGGAGAACUGCAGCUUCUUCAAGCACCAGGUGAUGCAGUGGACAGAGAGGUACAGCUCCAAGGCCAUCGAGCUGAUGCAGAGCUCCAGGUUCAUCUGCGUGCCCAGUAAAUCCCAGUGGAGGGGCAACAGCUACCUGGGAGGCGUCUUCCAGCUGUUUGAAGGAGACAGUGUGUUCGUGAAGGUCAAUAACAGCUCGCUGGUGUAUGGAGAAGUCUACGAGAACUUCUUUGGGGCCUUCAUGGUCUAAUUACUGACAUACUGCUGUGAGAAAAUCACACACGGGUUCUCAUUCCAGUUUAUAGAGUAUAUGUUACAUGUUUGAUCAAUCUUUGCAAUAUUAGAAUUGUGCUUUUUUUAUUUUUUUGACUUCUCAGGUGAAUAAAAUAUAUUUGAAUUCUGACCGACAGAUCAAAUGCUAUUUCUCCUUUAAUCAUGUAAUCAUGUUUUAUUUUUAUUCUUACUCUUAUUUAAGAAAACAUGUUUCAGACAAUUUUUGUUAUCCAUAUUUUAUCUAUUAUAAGAUGAAUAUAUAUGUAUGAUUAUAAACCAUAGGCUCUCCAGUGUAUAAUACAUAAUAACACUUCCUCCGGUGAAAAAGUGCUUCUCCUGUUUUCUCUCAACAUCAACAUCCAGACACGUAUUAGUUUAGAUCUGUUUAAACGCUGCUGGAUCUGUGCAGAUUUCUCUCCUGAUUCAGACCAGAACAGUUUUGGCAGAAGUGUUAUUAUGAAUUACGGACUCAUAUUUUCAUAUUUGGAUGUGUUUCAUCUUUUGUCUUCUCCAGAUGUGAACUGAUGGACUGGAGUGCUGUUGAUGAUUGUGAUGUUUUUAUCAGCUGUUUGGUUCUCAUUCACUGUAAUGUUAAGUUUAAAUGUAUGGCUGAACUCCUCCUUUAAGUGCGUUCAACGUGCACUUGAAUCGAUCAAACGUUCAGCUGUGCGUUCAGCUUCUGGCGAGGAGUGGGGGUGUGACAUUAUUUGUUGUUAUUUAUAAAAGUGCAUACUGUAAUGUCAUAUUGAUUAAAUGUAAAUCAUAAUAAUAAAAUAUUGCAUUGUCAGA
Messenger RNA from Carassius auratus (goldfish), 1511 nucleotides. RefSeq names its product lymphotoxin-alpha-like. The record is from RefSeq and is a predicted model, not a curated record. Lineage: Eukaryota; Metazoa; Chordata; Actinopteri; Cypriniformes; Cyprinidae. Gene Ontology annotation, biological process: immune response. Gene Ontology annotation, cellular component: membrane. The transcript is spliced from 7 exons. Bases 1 to 699 code for a protein of 232 amino acids. Gene Ontology annotation, molecular function: tumor necrosis factor receptor binding.